GUCAACCUUGCUAAUCGUAGACUCGACCAACCUGCUCGGACUCCACCCAUAUUUACGCUUGACACGAUCGCCCUCACGAUGAUCCCGGGAGACAUUGGCGAUGUUCCAACGCUGGCUUGUCUCAACAAGCCGCAGAAGCGAGCGCUGAUCUUGCGCGACCAGCUUCGAUACCUCGAACCAGCUCACCUAGACACCUUCCUUAACGGCGUCACCGCAGAUGAGCCACCCACGUACAAGAACGUCAGCGGUACAGUAUAUCCUCCGCUUGCGCAGGUUACCAUCAAGGAGGAUGCUACCCGUUUCGACCUUGGCAAUGUCCAGUUUCCAGAAGAAGGUGGAGCAACAUACCGGGCUUAUCUGACGGUGGAAGACGAGCGUUUUGAGAUGCGGACUGAGGACGCAUUACCGAAGGAUGAUGCUGAGCUGGGGUCGGUGGGCAUCCAUCGUUUCGUCGCAGAGAACAUGUUCCCACUCUUCAAGGCGAAGUACAAGACCAUACACGCAAGGAUGGAGAAGAUCAACGAGGCGAGACGUGUUGCGUACAACAUGCUCGAUCAUCCACCAGCGAAGUUCGAAGAAGGAGAGACACUUGCCAGGCUACAGGCGGCAAAGUCUAAGGCCAACGAAGACUCCUCUCGAGAUGGAAGCUCCCGCAAGCGCAAAGAGAUCACGAAGCACAUAUCGAAUAAACGUCAACGUGUCGGCCUAGAGACGAUCCCCAAUAACGUCAAGAGUGAGACAUUCAACACCAUACCUGCGCAGAUCAAAGUGGAUCUUUUCAACAACAUCGUCAAGACCGCUUUUCCCAACUUCGACAAUUUGAUCGUUGCGUCCUGGAACGUUGUCUCGGUAUACGCCAACGUUGGCAGUGACUUCCCGGAACUCCACAAAGCUGUCGUUGAGCUCAAAGGCGCACUCGAAGAGUUCGAGAGUGCUUACGCUCCACCUCGCACCAAGAGUGGAAAGGGUAGGAAGGAAGCCACGGCCAGUCAGCAUAGCGGCGUGAGCGGAAGUCGCACGGCCACGCCGGUGCCUGCGACGGUCAAAGAAGCCAGGAGUACGCCGGUGCCAGCAGCUCGAUCGAACGUGGCUGCAGCGACCCAGGCACAAGAGGACAACAGUGUCAUAGAUCAACGCUACGAAGAGGACGAAGACGAUUCCCAGCACCAGAUGCCACCUCCUCAUAUCCUACAAGCGAGUCAACAGCACCAAGACGAAGGCGUCAAGGAAGACGAGCGCCAGCCAGAACCUCCCGCGAUUAGCACUCGCGCUCAAUCAGUCCCUCGCCAUAUGCCCGAAAGCAACCUGACGACCUCCAGGCCAACGCGAAACUCGACCCCAUCCUCGCCAAAUGAACACCACCUACAAACACCCCGCGAGCGCCUGCGCAAGAUCCGCAACCGCUCCGCUGACUCGCAUAGCACACCAGGAACAUACGAACACCUCCAAGCCCCUGGUUCCGAGCUCAUGCGCAAGCGCCAGGAGUACACGGCUUCGCUCAGCAAGGCGAAUCGCAACAGCACUGGAGCUGCGCUGGGCCACCAUACGCAGGAAGAGGAUGAGGAUGAGCAGUACGAAAAUGAACGCGAUCAGUAUGGUAGUAGGGAGUGGCAGCGCAGGCCGAGUUCCGGAAGUGGAAACGGUCAGAUGCAGCUAGCGUUCUUGGGCAAUUCGGUGCUCGGUGCGAAGAAGCCUAUGGGUUCCGCGCCUGUGGCUCCUAUGCUGCAUAUGAGGAAGGAUGGGGGUGGAGCGAAUGGGGGAAAUGGGGCUGGGAGGCGUGGGUACUAA
Molecule: messenger RNA, 1788 nt
Organism: Macroventuria anomochaeta
Lineage: Eukaryota; Fungi; Ascomycota; Dothideomycetes; Pleosporales; Didymellaceae
Exons: 3
Coding region: 79-1788 (569 amino acids)
Source: RefSeq, a predicted model, not a curated record